Messenger RNA from Prunus armeniaca (apricot), 213 nucleotides. Lineage: Eukaryota; Viridiplantae; Streptophyta; Magnoliopsida; Rosales; Rosaceae. The record is from the annotation of a GenBank genome assembly.
AUGGCUCAAAUAAGCUCUCUGUGUGUAGAAAUUGAGACACUGAGCCAAGUCCUAGGCUUGGUGGAAGCAUUCAAAGCCUUUGAUGUAGACAAUGAUGGAAAAAUCAAUGUUGCUGAGCCUGGAGGGAUUUUGGGGUCACUUGGAUACAAGACAAGUGAGCAAGAUGUGAGGGCAAUGAGGCAACAAGGAGCACAAACAAAGAUGGGUUUCUGA